CACUAUCAGCACUUCCCAAUAAUUGUUAAACUUCUGCUCAUGUAAGCCCUAGGCACUAUAUGUCUCAUUCCUCAAUCUGGUCCCACUUUUCAUGCCAUCACCUUCCUAUAAAUUCAAUCCAUUUCUCAUACACCAUUCUUCAGUUCUCUUAUCAUAUCAAACUCUUAGCAUAUUAAUUAAUUUCCAACAAUACCCUCAAAGUCUAAUAAAAUUCUAGCCAUGGUUCCUAGUGAGAUCAGAGGAGUCAAUUAUCUAACUCCUCCUGAGAAUUCAUUCCAAGUUCAACCAAACUUUGUCUUACCACAGAAUGAAAUUCCAAAUUACCAUAUAAAUAAUCUUUUAGGCAGCUUACCAAACUUCCAUUACCCAUCAUGUUUAAGCAGCAACUCAACUACUUCUGAUGAAGCAGAUGAACUUCAGUUUAACAUCAUCGAUGAAAGGAAGCACCGACGAAUGAUAUCAAACAGAGAAUCAGCUAGGAGAUCAAGGAUGAGGAAACAAAAACACUUGGAUGAACUUUGGUCACAAGUGAUGAAACUCAGAACUGAAAAUCACAACCUUGUUGACAAACUAAACCAUGUGUCUGAGUCACAUGACACAGUUGUUCAAGAGAAUGCACGACUUAAAGAAGAAACUUUUGAUCUUCGUCAAAUGGUAGCUGACAUGCAAAUUGGUAACUCUUUUCCUUGCAACAUGGAAGAUUUAUGUGAAAUUCCAUGCAACACAUCUCAACACAAAGAUGAUUCCUCUAAAAUUCAUGAUUGAGAAUGAGAUGAGACUAUUUUCUAGUUUCCAUUAUAAAGAUAUAAAUUACUCUAUGUUCCUUCUUUUUAACUUUCUAUGAUCCAUCCACCUGCUAUAUUUUACUUGUCCAUAUUCAUUGGACAAGUAUGAGUUUUAGAAGCAUAUAUAUAAAUAAAAGCUUUAAUUAGAUGUUGAUGUUCAUUACUUGACCUUAGGGGGGCGGAUAUAGACAUUUGAUGUUGGUGUGGCUAAAAUUUCAACCUCAAACUUUUUAGAAGCUUCCUUAUCUAACUUCUCUAUCACAACCUGUAAACUUAUUCGCAAGCUCUCGGAACUAUAUACAUACUUCGGUUGAAAAACUACCUUAAUCAAGAAACCAAUCCAACUGAGCCUAACUCAAGAACUUACAUUCAAAAUAUAGAGUUAACGACGCCACUAUCUCACACAAGAUCAAAAACGAUAAUCUGGUGUGGCUACGGCCACACAUAGUCAUAUGGUGGAUCCGUCCCUGCUUGAUCUUAUUAUAGUAUCAACAAAUUUUUAAGCUAACGUCCAUUGUACAGAACAAAUAGAAAACUUUUGUCUUUUGUGGGCCCAAGGGAGAUAAGAGGAAUGAGGUAUGCACGUGCAAUAGUAAAACAAUGUAUCAUAUGUUUUGAAAGAACAUCCAAAAGGGUGUCCAUUGUUGAAAAGAGUAACUACUACAGGGCCAAUAUGACAAAUGAUGGUGGAGGUUCUGGUGAUAGUGAUAGUGGAUACCUCAAGUAGCAAAACAUAUAAUGAAUCAAAAGGGUAUCCACUAAAAACAUUGUGGACGAGGUUUUUUAUGGUCUUCUCUGCAUACCCCCCAUCUUUCAUUCAUAAAAAACUUGAUAAUAUCAUCAAGUGGUGCAGGUGUCGCUUGAAAUCACAAU
Medicago truncatula (barrel medic) is the source of this 1658-nucleotide messenger RNA. Its product is annotated as basic leucine zipper 43. Bases 220 to 765 code for a protein of 181 amino acids. NCBI's taxonomy places the organism in Eukaryota, Viridiplantae, Streptophyta, Magnoliopsida, Fabales, Fabaceae. Gene Ontology annotation, biological process: regulation of DNA-templated transcription. The record is from RefSeq and is a predicted model, not a curated record. Gene Ontology annotation, molecular function: DNA-binding transcription factor activity. The transcript has a single exon.